AGCAGGUUAAUAUCGAUUUAUCGAUAAUUAUCAGAGCUGUAGAUAGGGGUCUAAAUAAAAACUAUUAAAAAACUACUCAAUAUAUUUUAAAUAUUUCCAUAUUAUUAAGUAUUAAUCCGGGAUAUGAAUAUAAUUUUAUAAGAAACCCUUUUAGAACUUUCACUCCGCCCAUGUAUACAGCUGAUCUGGACAUAAACAAACCUGGUGGAUUUGUUUUCAGUUUGUUGUAUUCAGUUUUUCACUUAAAAUGGAGACUUGCGGGCUUAUUUACGUUAGUAAUGACUACGAAAAGUUCCUAAUGCGAUGCUCCUUCUGUCCCAAGGACGUGGAGAUGGCCCAGUGGCAGCAGUUUGUUCUCCACUUCAGGAACAUGCACACGCCCCCGGAAAGUGAAAAAUAUGAAGAAGUCAUCAGAGAAGAUCUGGCUAUGGCCGAGAAAUCUGCUGCCGAAGAAGCGAUAGAAACAAAUCUUUCGGCGAAAGAGGAACAACUUAAUGUAGAGCUGGAAAUCGAGACAGUUGAGUCCUUGCUUAGCGAUUCUGAGGAGUCUGGUGGGUCUGAUCAGGAAGAUGAACUAGAACCCGGCCAGGAGAAAGAAUCAGGGGAACAUCCUUCAGAUGAUGUUACUGUUCUAAGUACACCUAUAUACAAGUUCCAACCGUCCUUCUUUCGAAGAGACCCACGAACACCCAAGUUCAUUGAGAUCUACAAGGCAUAUCCAUGCCUCUGGAAUCCGAGUCACAGCAAAUACAAAGAGCCCAGUGCCUGCCAGGAAGCCCUUAAACAGAUGAUCGUUGAACUGGAGUCAAAGGUUGCUGUCUUCCUUAACGAAAGAAGCCUUAGGGCGGCCAUUAAGAAGAUUCAUCAACAGUACAACACGCUCAACAAGCGAGUGCUCUCUGGCAACCAGAAACAACAUUCAUUAGCCUUCACCAACUACACUCUAUGCAGUUUUCUUAAGGCCACUAAGGAUUAUGACCUAUCUAAAAGAAAGGAAAAAAUUCAGCUGGAUUUCUCAAAGAAGAACAAGCUGACCACAGAGUUGAUAGAGCUGUAUGCCAAUUUUCCGCAACUAUACGAUCCUUCGCACAAGGAGUUCUCCAACAUGCAUUCCCGCAAACAGGCCUAUGAAAGCUUGGCCGCUGAAAUUACAAUCCCCAAUACAGAUAUCAACAGCGAUGACAUCUACCGAGCAAUCCAAAAUCUGAGACAAUGGUAUUACAAAAGUACCAAGCACGCCAUAAAUGCUGGGAAAGGCGCUGAGAAGUUUUACCAGGACGUGUGCCGGUUUAUGCCCCCCAAAAUGUUUAAGCAGCGUCUCGUCUGCGAGAUCUGUCAGCAAGUGACCUACUCUGAUCACGUCCUUCAAUCACACAUCUUUAAAGCCCACAAAAUCGGUGACCUGCCAUUCAAAUGUACCCUGUGCGAGCGCAGCUUUAUAGGACGCGUAGAACUUGCCAAUCAUACCCAGAGAGUUCACAUUGGCAAAACGCUUAAAUGUGACCAUUGUGAGCGGACUUUUGCGGUGUUCGCCGAUUUGGAGCUUCACAUUCGCACCCACACGGGGCAUAAGCCUUAUGUCUGUGAGCAAUGUGGAAAAGCCUUUCGCCUGCGUUCCCAAAUGAAGCUCCAUGUUACUGCCAUCCACACCAAGAUUAGAGCCUUCAAGUGCGAUAUGUGUCCCAAGGACUUUGUGAAAAAGGUCGACCUAACAGAUCACAUCAAGAGCCACCUCAACAUUCGCGACAAGAUUUGCAACGACUGCGGCAAGGGUUUCACCAGCUGUCAUUCCCUCAUCCGCCAUCGUCAGAUUCACUCCGAGGUGAAGAAGUUUGUGUGCAAACUCUGCGAGGCUAGGUUUUCCCAGUUUGUUGGAUUAAAUUCACAUAUGAAGCGUACCCACAAUAUAGUCCGAAGCCAUGGACAAAAAGGUACUACGAUUGUUCCUGCAGAAAACUAAAUAAAUAUAAAAAAAAUCAA
Messenger RNA from Drosophila ananassae, 1980 nucleotides. RefSeq names its product zinc finger protein 35. Gene Ontology annotation, molecular function: chromatin insulator sequence binding. The record is from RefSeq and is a predicted model, not a curated record. Gene Ontology annotation, biological process: regulation of transcription by RNA polymerase II. Lineage: Eukaryota; Metazoa; Arthropoda; Insecta; Diptera; Drosophilidae. Gene Ontology annotation, cellular component: chromosome. Bases 248 to 1960 code for a protein of 570 amino acids. The transcript has 3 exons.